CCUCCCACUGAGCCCGGAGCGGACCGACAGCCCGCCGCCCCGCACCGGCUCCGCACAUCGAGAGAGCUCCUUCUCCACACCAGGGAAGCCCCACCCACCUGAAGCCAAGAUGUCCAGUAAGCGGGCCAAGGCCAAAACCACCAAGAAGCGGCCACAGAGGGCCACAUCGAAUGUCUUCGCGAUGUUUGACCAGUCCCAGAUCCAAGAGUUUAAGGAGGCCUUCAACAUGAUUGACCAAAACCGAGAUGGCUUCAUCGACAAGGAAGACUUGCAUGACAUGCUGGCCUCACUGGGGAAGAACCCCACCGACGAGUACCUUGAGGGCAUGAUGAGUGAGGCCCCGGGGCCCAUCAACUUCACCAUGUUUCUCACCAUGUUUGGGGAGAAGCUGAACGGCACAGACCCUGAGGACGUGAUCCGAAAUGCCUUCGCCUGCUUCGAUGAGGAGGCCUCAGGUUUUAUCCACGAGGACCACCUUCGGGAGCUACUCACCACCAUGGGAGACCGCUUCACAGAUGAAGAAGUGGAUGAGAUGUACCGAGAGGCACCCAUUGAUAAGAAAGGCAACUUCAACUACGUGGAGUUUACCCGCAUCCUCAAGCAUGGGGCCAAGGACAAGGAUGAUUAGGCCACCCCAGCCCCCCAGCCCCAGGCCCCUGUUCCACUCUCCUGCUCCCCACACUCACUG
Molecule: messenger RNA, 688 nt
Organism: Lontra canadensis (Northern American river otter)
Lineage: Eukaryota; Metazoa; Chordata; Mammalia; Carnivora; Mustelidae
Gene: MYL9
Product: myosin light chain 9
Exons: 4
Coding region: 110-628 (172 amino acids)
Biological process (GO): platelet aggregation; myofibril assembly
Cellular component (GO): cytoplasm; myofibril; stress fiber
Molecular function (GO): calcium ion binding
Source: RefSeq, a predicted model, not a curated record